Medioppia subpectinata is the source of this 581-nucleotide messenger RNA. Lineage: Eukaryota; Metazoa; Arthropoda; Arachnida; Sarcoptiformes; Oppiidae. The record is from the annotation of a GenBank genome assembly.
AUGAAUGUAGUCCUGCGUUUUGACGCCGAGCCCACUACUACUACUACUUGGUGUCGGGACCCGAGAGAUCCCAACAUGCUCAUCGCAUUGGCCUGUGCUCUGUGUGUGAGAGCAGUGGCCGGUCUGCCCCCAUCUCAUCCACCUCUGCCAUCGUAUGAGUUUUUCUUCUUCGCCGGUUUAAUGAUCGCCGAUAUGAUAGUGUUUGCGAUAAUGGCGUACUUCUAUCAGCCAUACGAGCCCUUCAAAGACAGCGAUGAAAACAACACCGCUUUCAACGCUAAUGAAGAGAAGACGCCUUAUUUGAACGGAAGCGCCGAUAAAGAACUCAAUACACCGACGACUCAGAGGAAUGGCAAGAAUGGCGUCUCAAACGAUGGCUUCAACGAAGAAGACACCAAAUUCUGAUACAAAGAGACAGAUCUAAACAAAUGAACCACUUUUUAUGAACAAACAAUUUUUUCACUAAUAAAAAACCUGUAGAUAUUUUUGUGGAUUAAUAAUUAUGAUAAGUUUGUCUUUCAGUUUUGAACCCACUUUUUAUUUUGUCGUCAAUAGUAUAUUAUUAUCGCAUAAUUAUUACU